UCAUACGACUGUGUGACAUUUCCUGAGAGGUGCAUACCCAAUAAUUACAUAGAUCUUCUACACACCCGACCUGCAUCCCCAAUAAAGCAGUGUUUUUUUCAUCCCCAUCCAGCAAGUCCGAGAAGAAAACUUGCUACUUCUGAAACUUAAGAUCGUUAAAAUCAUGGCGAAAUCAGGCAUUUUAUUCGCAUUCAUUUCACUGCAAUUGAUAAAUUGUCUGUGCUCCGGGUUUGUCAUAAAAGAUUCGAAUUUACUUCAAGUUCAAGAACUUCUUCAGAACGCAUCAAGAAAGGAGAUUAUUCAUGCAGUGUCGAACAGACUUUCCAAUCACUUUCGCCACUUACAAAAUCCAGCCUUCCCACUACUUCCGCUUCUCCCUGGUUAUCCCUUUCCCGAUUAUAUUUGCUACAAGCCAACAACAUUAGAGACAACUUUACUCGACCUCCCAAAUCUAAAAGUGGACCUCAAAAUUGAUUUCAACAAGGAAAUGGUCACCUCAGGACUGGACUCUCUAAAAGAUCUCCUCACAUUCAAAGUCAUGCCUAGCGGGGCAGUCGUGCUGUUUUGGAAGAUAUCUCUUCCAUUACUGGAAAUGAUUGCUGAUUACGACAUCAAUUUGAUUAUUACCGAUAAGACCGACUCAACAAAAGAUGUCACUUUUCAUAUUGGCUCAACUAAUGGCCAGCUGAAGUCAGAAGAUUAUUUCCUCUCACUCUUUGCAGAGGCAAAAGCCUUUCCACUUUAUGAAAAAUUGAUGCUUACGCAGCUCAACUGGGAUAAGCAUAUUCCUGAAAUUGUUUGGUCUGCUGACUGGUUGGUUGAAACAAUCGCUGCAGAUGGAACGCAUACAGAAUUGAUAAACGGACCCGGUGACAUUGGAGCAGUCCUUACAGCUAUUUUUAAUCUUAUUUGGGGUGGAAUUGUCGCAGUUGACAUUCAUUGUUUUAUUAAUUAUGCAAUCAAUGAUUGUUCUGUGAGCCAAUUGGUCAAUGAGGAAUAUACUUGUCUAAAAUGGGAUAUUGAGAAUUCGCCCUGUUUCAAUGACCCGAGAGGAACAUCAAUGAGGCUGGACUGGGGUGAUAGCUUAGCAUUUGAGACUUGCGAAGAAAUGACCACCAAUACUGCUACAACCGUGGUCACCUCCCCCCCAACAACCGUGGUCACUUCGCCCUCUACCACCGUGGUCACCUCUCCCCCAACAACUGUGGUCACCUCCCCCCCAACAACCGUGGUCACUUCGCCCUCUACCACCGUGGUCACCUCUCCCCCAACAACUGUGGUCACUUCGCCCCCAACAACCGUGGUCACUUCGCCCUCUACCACCGUGGUCACCUCUCCCCCAACAACUGUGGUCACUUCGCCCCCAACAACCGAGGUCACUUCGCCCUCUACCACCGUGGUCACCUCUCCCCCAACAACUGUGGUCACUUCGCCCCCAACAACUGUGGUCACUUCGCCCCCAACAACCGUGGUCACUUCGCCCUCUACCACCGUGGUCACCUCUCCCCCAACAACUGUGGUCACUUCGCCCCCAACAACCGUGGUCACUUCGCCCUCUACCACCGUGGUCACCUCUCCCCCAACAACUGUGGUCACUUCGCCCCCAACAACUGUGGUCACUUCGCCCCCAACAACCGUGGUCACUUCGCCCUCUACCACCGUGGUCACCUCUCCCCCAACAACUGUGGUCACUUCGCCCCCAACAACCGUGGUCACUUCGCCCUCUACCACCGUGGUCACCUCUCCCCCAACAACUGUGGUCACUUCGCCCCCAACAACUGUGGUCACUUCGCCCUCUACAACAGAGUCAGGAGCAUCCAUGUCAGGAUGUUUAGGGCGGGCAUUAAUUGUUCUAAUUUCUUAUCUUGCCCUUUACUAAAGAUAUGUAGGAUAACAGAAUGAUCGUUAUACAGCAUUUAAAUAUUUCCAAAAAAUAAAUUAGUAAAUAUGCGAAUAAAAUUGAUUUCACAACAAA
Folsomia candida is the source of this 1975-nucleotide messenger RNA. Its product is annotated as mucin-2. The coding region runs from base 164 to 1879 and encodes 571 amino acids. Lineage: Eukaryota; Metazoa; Arthropoda; Collembola; Entomobryomorpha; Isotomidae. The record is from RefSeq and is a predicted model, not a curated record. The transcript is spliced from 5 exons.